GGGUCAGACACUGGGUGUUGCUGCUCUGGAGGGAAGUGCAGCUGUGGAGAGCGGACGGACCGAGGCGCGACGUGGAAAGGCAGAAUGGCAACUUAUCUCCUUCAAUGCAACGAAUUAUAUCCAGCGACAGCAUGAGAACCGGAUCCGAGAACAGGAUCUAACAUGUCUGCAAACUGAGUCUCCACCUGAGUGAGGAACUACUUACAGUCGCCAUGGACGGCGGGUUGACUAUCACUUUUAUAUGUGUUGCGAUGUUUGUAGGUUGUUUUUUACUUGGAUUCAUCCCACUGUUGUUCAGACUCUCUGAGAAAAGCCUCCAGUUUGUCUCCAUCCUGGGCGCAGGACUCCUGUGUGGGACAGCACUGGCUAUAGUCAUCCCAGAGGGAGUGGGCUUACUGGAAGAGUCAUGGAGAGCCUCCUCCUCCUCCUCCUCUGAUGUGCCAUCCGGCCUGAAUGCCAGUGAUAAGAAUGCAACUUCCACAGAGAGGGGCCCGCCGCCUCGGUUGUUCAUUGGGGUGGCUUUAACGUUCGGGUUCACCCUCAUGUUUGUGGUGGAUCAGAUCGGAAGUUACUUUUCCAUGCGUGGCCAAACGAACCGUGUCGGCAUCACGGUCACUUUGGGGCUGGUUAUUCACGCUGCAGCUGAUGGAUUUGCUCUGGGUGCUGCUGUGGCCACGGGGCAAGUGACAGUGCAAGUGAUAGUGUUUUUUGCUGUCAUUCUACACAAGGCUCCUGCAGCUUUUGGGUUGGUCUCCUUUCUGAUGCACGCAGGCCUUGAAAAGAAGUACAUUCAGGGACAUUUAUUGGCUUUUUCUGCUGCCGCACCUAUAGUUGGCAUCCCCACGUACUUCAUAUUACACGCAUCUGCCAGUUCAUCUCAGAGCCAACUCAGUGCGACCGGCGUGGGAAUGCUCUUCUCGGCCGGGACUUUCCUCUAUGUGGCCACAGUGCAUGUUCUCCCUGAGAUCAGCAGCAGCAGGACAGGCCAGCCCGCCUCCGACCUCCAGCAGCCCCCCGGAGCCGAGGCCCACCAGCAUCGACACCUGGGGCUCCUGGAGAGCCUCACUCUCAUCCUCGGGAUCGGGCUCCCGAUGGUGCUCGCUCUUGGGCUGCAUGACGACUGAAAAAGAAAUGCCAGGGCAGUUAAGUGUGGCGCAAAGGGCCGCUGUGCCUGAGGGUGAAACUGAGCACCUGUGUUAUACUGUACAGUGUAAACUACUGGGAUAGAACAAUGAUGGAGCGGACAACAUGUGCCUGGGAGGAGAGCUUACCUUGGUCCAGCUAUUGUUUGUGUAUCAAAGAGCUCUCCAGUAUGUCUAACGAAUCUGAUAGCUAAUAUAUUGUCCUCAGUGGACUGAUUUUCCAUUCCAAGGUGUAAUUUGUUGCCAAGUUUGAAUUCAGUAAGCCCUCUCUUUUAUUAUGCCUGACAAAGAUACCGAGGACAUGGCUUGUUUGAAGGUGGAAAUCCCAGUAACUUGAUAGAUUUCCUGGAACAACCAAAUAAUCUGUUACCCAAACAAUAGGUGAUCUAGGUUGUACAUUUUAAAAUAAUGUCUUCGUUGUUUGUACAGUCAGGAGCUUGAAACCAGCUCCAUACUAUUAGUCCAUGAAUGUGCAAUAGUGCAGAUAACCAAGACAAAGGAUGUGAUAUCCUUGUGAUUUUGUGCAGUGGUGUAAUUUGUUUCAUAGUACAGCGGAUGUGAGGAGGAACAUCAGCAGCAAUAAGUAGGAAGUCCAGCAGCUCCUGUAAAAUGAUAUGUGAGUCUAACAGAAACAGGUGGCUGACCAUAGAUACAGAACAUAACUGUAUCAUGUUAACUGUAAUUUGUUAUCUAUUUGCUAAUGACCCCUGUUGUUUUUCUCUGCUUUUUAGCAUGUGCAAAUUAAAAAAUAUAUUUCAUUUUAUGAUAGCUUA
Messenger RNA from Dicentrarchus labrax (European seabass), 1915 nucleotides. Its product is annotated as zinc transporter ZIP9. The transcript is spliced from 7 exons. The record is from RefSeq and is a predicted model, not a curated record. Gene Ontology annotation, molecular function: metal ion transmembrane transporter activity. Bases 213 to 1124 code for a protein of 303 amino acids. Gene Ontology annotation, cellular component: membrane. Gene Ontology annotation, biological process: zinc ion transport; transmembrane transport. NCBI's taxonomy places the organism in Eukaryota, Metazoa, Chordata, Actinopteri, Moronidae.